Messenger RNA from Photinus pyralis (common eastern firefly), 1469 nucleotides. RefSeq names its product protein ALP1-like. Bases 89 to 1345 code for a protein of 418 amino acids. The transcript is spliced from 3 exons. Lineage: Eukaryota; Metazoa; Arthropoda; Insecta; Coleoptera; Lampyridae. The record is from RefSeq and is a predicted model, not a curated record.
CUCAGUAUGAAAUAACUAUUAUAGUACAUAACCUUAAAAGUAUUUCGUUUAUCAUUUCAUAUAAAUAUUCACUUUUCUACCUUUAAAAAUGGACGAGUAUGAUGUGUUGUUGGGUUUAUCUGGCGUUUUAUUGUGUUACGCAGCAGCGAAAAUAAUACAAAGACGACCGCGGCGAUUUAAAACUCGUCCAAUUAACAGAGACCGUAAAUUAACUGGAAAUUACCGAUACUACCAAAAAUUGAAAAAUUUGGAUUCUCCUCAAUUUUUCAAAUACACUAGGAUGAGCCUACCAAUUUUUCAAAAACUGUUAGACAUGAUUAAAUUGGACCUCCAAAAACAAAGAAGACGUGAUACCAUUUCUCCCGAAGAGAGAUUAGUUAUAACAUUGCAAUAUUUAUCUCAAGGCACAAAUAUGCAAGUGCUUGCAUGGACAUUUCAUAUAGGCUUAACAACAGUGCAUCAAAUAAUCCUUGAAGCAUGCAACAUUAUUUGGGAGCGGCUGAGCCCACUGUACCUAAAAUCCCCUUCUAGUGAAGCCGAAUGGGAAAACAUUGCAGAUGGUUUCCUUCAGCAUUGGAAUUUUCCUAACUGUAUAGGUGCCAUUGAUGGCAAGCACAUCAAUAUUCAGGCACCUGCUCGCAGUGGGAGCUUAUUUUAUAAUUAUAAACAUAAUUUUAGUGUAGUGUUAUUAGCAGUAUGCGAUAGUAAGUAUCGCUUUACAUUUGUUGACAUUGGGGCAUACGGCUCCCAAAGCGAUGGUGGCGUUUUAAAGAAUAGUGUAUUUGGCAAAUGUUUGGAAGAAUCUACAUUAAAAAUUCCUAAACCGACAAGUUUACCCAGUAGUGAGGUUGUUUUGCCUUAUUUUUUGGUAGGAGAUGAAGCAUUCCCUUUGAAGGAAUACAUAAUGCGACCUUAUCCGGGGCGCAACUUAAAUGACCAGCAAAAGAUUUUUAAUUAUCGUUUGUCCAGGGCGAGGCAGACGAUAGAAAAUACUUUUGGGAUUUUGGUUGCAAGAUGGCGAUUGCUCAAAACCACAAUAAAUGCCAAAGUAGAAAAUGUGGAUAACAUUGUUAAAUGCAUAGUCGUUUUGCACAAUUACUGCCAAACAGAAAUGUCCACAAGUACAGAUUUAUAUUGUCCUCCGGGGUUUGUAGACUCGAGCGAUUGUCCCAAUGGAACCUGGAGAGAAGAUGCACCCCUUCAAUCUGUGGGAAGAACAGGUGCAAAUAUUGCCCGUAAAACAACUUACCAAAAUAGGGACAAUUUAGCUAAUUACUUAGUGUCUAAAAAUGGCGAAGUUCCAUGGCAAUAUGACAUGAUCAAACAAUCGAUGUUACUUAAGUAAUUUAUUGUUAGUUAUUUAAUUUUUUUUUUACUUUUUGUACUACAUCUAAUAUUAUAAAUUCUUAAUCUUAACCUUAAACUAUGUUUUAUACUAUUCUACCUAUUUACACCAAUAAUAAAUUAAU